UUAUUGUCACGUGACCGAUGACGUGACGUCACCACCAGUUGCCAGAUAAUCUCUACUCUCAGAAACGAACAUGAUGAAACACGAAGAAACACAGAGACGAAAACCGGACGGUGUGUGAGGAAAGUUCCAGUUCGUUUGUGAACGGAGAAACUUCCUGAAGUGAGCUCGAGCUGCAAACCAGUAUGCGGCACCGAAGCAGGGGCUCCCAGAUGGGGCUGUUGCUCCUGGCCUCCCAGGUGUUUCAGGUGGGUCUUGACAACAUCCCACCUGUCACCUUGGCUGUCCUGGCCCUCAAUGUGUACCUGUUCCUGUUCCCUGCAGCUCCAUUGUUACGGACAUGUGUGAGUGUGCAGCAGGCAUACUGGUUUGGAGAUUGGCGUCGCCUUCUGCUGUCGCCGCUGCACCAUGCAGAUGAUUGGCAUCUCUACUUCAACAUGGUAUCGUUCCUCUGGAAAGGAAUGAAGCUGGAGCGGCGGCUGGGCGGAGCCUGGUUCCUUUACGUGCUGUCAGUCUUCUCUCUGCUCACCGGAGUCGUCUAUUUGGUGUUGGAGGCCACGUUAACGGAGCUCACACAGGAUAACUCCUACAGCAUGACCUGUGCGGUUGGCUUCUCAGGGGUCCUGUUUGCUCUGAAGGUGCUCAAUAACCAUUACCACCCUGGAGGUGUGACCUACGUGAUGGGUGUCCCUGUGUCAAGUAGUUAUGCUAGUUGGGUGGAGCUAGUGCUGAUCCACGUAACAUCACCUGGGACUUCGUUUGUUGGUCACCUGUCGGGCAUCCUGGUGGGUCUGCUCUACACGUCAGGACCCCUGAAGCCCUUAAUGAAGAAAUGUGCUGAGUUUGUGUCAAUGAAUGGAUAUAACUCACAGCCCAGAGCAAACUUCAGUGCCUCAGGUCCUUCAGGCUACAGUGGCACCGGUGCAGAAUACUCUGGCUACCAUCAUUAUUCACCACAGAACACAGCGCAUCAUUCAGCAUCUAACGCAGGUGGACUGACGGAGGAGGAGCAGUUAGAGAUGGCCAUCAGGAACAGUCUGAAUGACAGAGGACAAACCAGCCAGAGAUCUCCUCCUCCUCCUUAUGGAUUCAACCUCUCGGAGGAGCAAGAGUUAGCUGAGGAGGUCAGGUUGCGGAGACUGAGGAGGUUUGACCGCUGAGCUGUCGGGCAGUGGAAGGGAAGAACUGUUGUUGGAGAAAUAGCAGACGAAUUAGCUCCCGACACCUUGUCCACACUCGGCUGCUCUCACAGGCUGAAGAAGGACGACCUGUGUGUGAAGGUUGAACCACACAGUCAGACACAUUUAAAGAGAUCUUCUUACUUUUACUGUGUGGUUCUUUGUGUUAAAAUGACCAAAGAGUUAUCUUUGUUAGCCAUGGAAGGCUACUUCAGUUGUUAUUACCCAUAAUACAUGUAUGUUAAGGAGCCAGUUUUGUUUAGGACAACAUUGUAGCUUUCAGAGGAACGUUUCUAAUGUUUCGAAUCCAACUGUCUGCUUUAACACAGCUUAAAGCUGUAAAACAUGUACAAGACGUCAUUUUAAAUCAUCUUUAUGCUGUCGACAUCCUGAAUUUUUAUUUUAGAAAAAUUAAUUGGGUUUGUGAAAUCUGGCAAAAGAGGCAUUUAGACCAUGUGAGAUCACGAUAUGCUACUAAACAUACAUUUCAAAUCCAAGGCAGGGACAAGUUUAUAAGUUUAUCGUCCGCUGAUCAUUUUUCUAUUUUCACAAAUAAAAGUGCUUGUGUUUUAGGUCAAUAUACAAUGAUCAACAUAUAUGAUAACAUAAGAAAAACAGGACAACUCCUUGCUUUGGCUAAACCUCCGAAGGUAUGGAUUUAGCUGGAAUAAUUUUUUUUGUGGAUAUCAAUAAAGUUAAAUGAUAUAUUUUCUCUA
Messenger RNA from Solea senegalensis (Senegalese sole), 1891 nucleotides. It is a transcript of the gene rhbdd1, whose product is annotated as rhomboid domain containing 1. Gene Ontology annotation, cellular component: membrane. The coding region runs from base 183 to 1157 and encodes 324 amino acids. The record is from RefSeq and is a predicted model, not a curated record. The transcript is spliced from 8 exons. Gene Ontology annotation, molecular function: serine-type endopeptidase activity. Lineage: Eukaryota; Metazoa; Chordata; Actinopteri; Pleuronectiformes; Soleidae.